AUGAACAAAUACCAAUGGAAAACUUUUUGGAAAUUGAAUAUCCCACACAAGGCCACAGAAAUAUGGUGGCGCGCACUAGUCGGAAAGCUAUCAACUAAAGCUAGACUCCAUCACAUAAAUCCUGCUCGAUAUCCAUCCCCGCUAUGCUCGUAUUGUGGCGAUUAUGAGGAUGACCGACACCUUAUAGUACUAUGCAAAAGGAAAGUUCAAUUCUGGCGUGCUGCUUUUUAUAGUCUACAAACCCAAGUUAUCCAAGGACACGAUUUAUGGGAAAUUCUUAUGUUUCGCAAGAAAGUCAAUACUUCCAUCAUGGUAAUGAUAGGGAAAAUACUUCUCAUAGUAUGGCAACAUCAUUGGCAAACAUCGUUGGAAGAUCUUCCAUGGCGAACCGACCAUGCACUGAAAAGAUUAGCAUCUUCCCUUCAAAUGGAAGGAUACAACAAAAAUUAA
Messenger RNA from Halteromyces radiatus, 450 nucleotides. RefSeq lists its product as uncharacterized. Lineage: Eukaryota; Fungi; Mucoromycota; Mucoromycetes; Mucorales; Cunninghamellaceae. The record is from RefSeq and is a predicted model, not a curated record. Bases 1 to 450 code for a protein of 149 amino acids. The transcript has a single exon.